This is a messenger RNA of Bufo gargarizans (Asiatic toad), 7068 nucleotides long. Its product is annotated as highly reducing polyketide synthase PKS6-like. Gene Ontology annotation, molecular function: 3-oxoacyl-[acyl-carrier-protein] synthase activity; fatty acid synthase activity. NCBI's taxonomy places the organism in Eukaryota, Metazoa, Chordata, Amphibia, Anura, Bufonidae. The record is from RefSeq and is a predicted model, not a curated record. Gene Ontology annotation, biological process: fatty acid biosynthetic process.
AUGAUGUUAAAGUUAAACUGCAGUGACUCUGGUCAGGCCAUCUGGAACGAUCAGAGUGGUCCGGUGAAACUAGAAGGUUUCUAUCGAGCCACAGUUUUAAAGGUAUGGACCGAUGCCAAGGACCCUAGGUAUGUUCAGUUAAAGGGAUCUCCAUCCAUACAGUCUUUCAUGAUCACGAUCAUGAGAGACAACUGUGUUCCUGAGGUGACAGGGUACUAUUUUGUCACCUAUGCCAACUGGGAGCAAGAAACCCAGAUGGUGAUGUUGGACACUAAUCCCUGGAGGUGGGAUUUGGUGUGCAAUGGGGUAGAUACCCCUACGGUGGAUAUUUGGAUGGAUGGUACUCCUAUGACUGAAGAAUACCGGGAUCCUGUAGCUCCUCAACUGUCAUUCCCCUGUAAGAUCAUCACGGAAGCCAAAUUCAUCCUGUUUACCUGGAGAAUUACCGCAGAUGACUUCCGAGUUGACCAUUGGGAUCACAGAUGUGAGGAGUUUGUUAGGAACCAAAUUGACAUGCCAUCAGAUUCUGCUGCAAAGGAGCAGCAACAGGAUGAAAGUGAGCAUUCUAAGUAUCCAGAUUUAGAGAUUGAAUAUGUGGAGAUUGAUUCCCCAGGAAGUGAGUUUUAUGUUGCUGAAGAAGAUGGACCCUAUUACCACAGUUUAAUGAAUCAAGUUUGCCAUCAACAAGCUCACAACAAUACAGUGUUCAUGGCAAUUCCUCCCAAUCCUGUGAUUAUGACCAGUCUUUGGUACAUAGAACCACUGGUGGCAUUAAGAGCAAGCCACCAAGGCCCUUUAACAUCAUAUACUCAUGGAGAAAUUAAAAAAGUGCCAUUUAUUAAUGUUGGUUUCUCCAACUGGAAAAAUGCAAUGGAAAAUGAAAAGGGGAUGUCACAACAUGAAAAAUCUACUUCCCACAAAGAAUCCUGUGUAAGCUGGCAGGAUUUCAAAAGAAACAAAGAAAAUGAUAUAUCCAUUAUGAAAGGCCUAAGCGAAGGAAUUGACAAUUUUUGGAAAGUUCUUAUUGAGGGAAAAAACUGUACCAUAGAGAUUCCAGAAGAAAGAUUUAAUACCAAACAUUGGUAUGAUCCCGAUUAUGAUAAGCCAGGAAAAAUAUGUACCAGUCGAGCUGCCCUUGUGGAAGGCAUUAAUGAAUUUGAUCAUAAACCUUUCGGAAUCUACAAGUCAGAAACUGAGAUUAUGGAUCCACAGCAAAAACUUCUGCUUGAGUGCACAUACAGGGCUCUGGAAGAUGGAGGCUACCCAACAGAAAGCAUCAGUGGAAGUCAAACUGGAGUGUUUAUAGGUCUCAUGAACAGAGAUUCAGAAAGCAUCUACAAUCAAUGUCCUGAUAAUAUUGGACAUUUUAAUGGAACUGGCACAUCAACAUCCAUAGCUGCCAAUCGGAUAUCAUAUUGUUUAAAUUUGACUGGACCAUCGUUGUCAAUUGACACUGCUUGUUCUUCUUCUCUUGUGGCUUUACAUUAUGCCUGCCAGUCCAUCAGACAAGGUGACUGUUGUAUUGCGAUCUGCGGAGGAGUCAGUUGUAUAAUUGAACCUCGCAUCUAUGUUGCUCUUAGUAAAGCAAAGAUGAUUUCUCCGGAAGGGACAAGUAAACCAUUUUCCAACAAAGCUGAUGGAUACGGAAGAGGAGAAGGGUGUGGUGUUGUUAUCUUAAAACCUUUGAAAGAGGCUAUCGAAGAUUCCAACAAAAUCUGGGGUAUAAUAUAUAAAACUGCAAUUAACCAAGAUGGACGGUCGGUGUCACCAAUCACCAAACCAUCUCAAUACCAACAAGAGAAAUUAAUGGAGCAAAUUUAUAAAACAAUAGAUCCAUGUUCUGUGCAGUAUGUUGAAGCUCAUGGGACUGGAACACCAAUUGGCGAUCCAACAGAAGCGGCCAGCUUAGGAAACAUCUUUGGGAAAAUACGUCCUAUUGGAAAGAAGCCUCUGAAGAUUGGAUCAGUUAAAGGGAACAUUGGCCACACUGAAUCUGCUGCUGGGGUUGCUGGGUUGAUAAAAGUUCUUCUCAUGAUGCAUCAUGAAAUUAUUCCUCCAUCUCUACAUUAUUCUAAAGAAAAUGGCAUAAAAAUCAUAGAGGAGUCGAAUCUAGAGAUUCCAACCAGGCCUGAAAAAUGGCAAGAGGACAUUAAAUUUGGAAGAAUGGCAGGAAUAAAUUGUUUUGGAUUUGGAGGAACCAAUGCACACGUUGUUGUUAAACAAUAUAAACAAAAAGAUUCUCAAUAUCAUUCAAAAAGACCAGUUGAACUUUUUAUUUUGUCUGCAGCUUCCAGCGAAUCACUUCACCUCUGUAUUGAAGAUACAAAACAAAUGUUAAGCAAGUCAACAUCCUUAACUCUGGAGAACUUGGUCUACACAGCAUCUUGCAGAAGAAGUCAUCUAAAUUACAAAUACAGAAUAGGAUUUCUGGCCUCUUCCUUAACUCAAUUACAACAACAGCUUCAAAUUAUGAAAAAAGACACUGCCCAAGCUAUAUCCAGUCCCAAUAUUGUAUUUGUGUUUUGUGGGAAUGGACUGAUUUAUAAAGGGAUGUGUAAGAUGUUACUACAACUUGAGCCAGUGUUCAGAAAGAAAUGUAUAGAGAUAGAUGAGAUCAUCAGAGUAUACACUCAUCUUUCUGUGGUACAGUUGUUGGAACAAGAGUUUGAUGAGUUCUUAAGGCCAGAUGUGGCACAGUUGAUGCUCUUUACAGUUCAAGUGUCUUUAGUGACUCUCCUGAAACAUUGGGGGGUGAGGCCAGAUGGUGUUCUAGGACACUCGGUUGGAGAAGUUGCGGCAGCACAUUGUUCUGGACUUCUUUCGCUAGAAGAUGCUGUCAAAGUAAUUUAUUACAGGAGCUCACUGCAAUGCAAAGCUGUUGGAGGGAAAAUGUUGGUUAUUGGAAAUAUAACAGUCACUGAAAUAUCAAAAUUAAUUAUGCCCCACAAGGGAAACAUUUGCAUUGCUGCUUAUAACAGUCCUACCUCAUGCACAGUUUCUGGAGAUGGUGAGACAAUAGACCAACUCAAUAAAAAACUGUCAAAAGAUUACAGUUCAAAUAAUAUAUUUCUACAUGUACUUGAUGUCCCUGCUGCAUACCACAGCCACAUGAUGGAUCCUAUAUUAAAUGAGAUAAAAGAGAUGCUAAGGGAUUUACAGGAACAUGAUCUUGAAGUUGCUUUUUCAACAGUGACAGGAAAGCCUGCAUCCAAAGGAGAUUUCACCACUGGUGAUUACUGGGGUAAAAAUAUUCGUGAGCCAGUUGCCUUUCAACAAGCCAUAACUUCAGCAAAAGAUAAAGAACACACUCUUUUCAUUGAAAUAGGUCCUCGGAGAGCACUACAAAGAAACAUAAUUGAAACCUUAGGACCCAAAACAAUAGUAGUACCUGCCUUACAGCCCAAUAAAGAGUAUGCUACUAUCUUUUCCAUGCUGAUUGCACUUUUUACACAAGGAUACAAUCCUGACUGGUGUAAUGUAUUUGAAGCAUACAAGUCUUCUCCCUCAACAAUUCCAAGAUAUCAAUUUGAUCACAUCAAGCAAGAUAUUAAAUUUGAAAAAAUUAGACAGGGGAACCAAACAGCAUCUAGUCCCAACCACCCAUUAAUUCGUAGCUUGAGUGAAGAUUUCACUGACUUCCAAUGUAUAGUGUCUAAAACCAUUACACCCUAUGUCUAUCAACAUACAAACUGGGGUUCUGCCCUCAUUCCAGGUGCAUUCUAUGUAGAACUUGGAUUGGCAGCUGCAGCUAUCAGUUUAAAACCUAAACUACCUUUAAGCUCUUUAGAAAUCAGUGUAACAUUUUCCAACCCUUGUGUUCUUCACCAAGACUCUGUUGACCUGAAAAUCAAGUUACAUAAAGAAGGCAAAGUAACUAAUUUUGAAGUUCUAACAUCACAUGUUUUUGCAAGUGGGCAAAUCCAAAAACAUAACUCUAUAGUAAAUUUCAGUCAAAGAAUCUCAGCUGAACAGAUAUUCAAUAGAUGUACCUCUGUUUUUAAAAUUGAAAGGAUCUAUGAGCAGCUCUCCAUAUUUGGAUUUGAAUAUGGGAAAGCUUACAAACAUCUGGGUGAUGUUCAUUAUGGAAAUGAUCUCAAAGAAGGGAUUGCCAGAAUGAAAGUAAGUGAAGAAGUCAGAGAAACAAUGUAUGAGUACCACAUCCAUCCAGCCAUUUUAGACUGCUUUCUUCAAAUGGGAGUUUGUGUGGGAUCAAGAACAAAAGACUCAGCUAUUUUCCCAUCAUCCAUAGAAAGUUUAACGAUUCUACAGCCUCUUCAAGAAGAAAUGAUGAUCUACAUGAAAACAAUAAAAACAACAGAGAAGUACAUUGAGUUCUGUGGAUGUUUUGUGGAUAAAACUGGUUCCAUUUUAGUAGAAAUAAAAAGUGCUAAGUUGUCAUUAUUAAAACAAACAGAGAACAAACAAGUGAAAACUUUUUACCAAGUUGAAUGGACACAAUGUUCACAACCCAGUCAUAUACCAGAACACGAGCCAAAAAUGUUGAUUUUUUCUGACACUCUUGGAAUAGGUGAAAAAUUAUCAACGUACAUGCGGAAUGAACCUAGCUAUGUUAUGUUCAACAGCUGGGAUUCAGAUUUUCAGGCACAAAAGCUUCUCAAUAGUGACUGCACUGAUGUUGUGUUUAUGUGGGGAAUCCAAAGACCUUCUAUCCGUACAGUGACAUUCAGAACAGUAGACAGCACAGUAGAUAAUAUUAACCCUGGAUUUGCUUUUGUCGGAAUGACAAGAGCUUGUCUCUUUGAAAUACCUGACCUAUUAUUUCAGCUGAUUGACAUUAGCUCCACAAGUCCCCAAGAUGUUAAGGCACUAGCCCAGGUUAUUCUUAAUCAUAACCCAAAGGACCAUCCUGAGAUCUGGAUUAAUGAUGGUUCUAUUUAUACCAAUGAAAUAAUUUUCACUGACACUGAAAGGAAAACAAGGCAAAUAGAUUCUUUACAGAAAUCUGAUAAUUUCACCCUUUACACUUCAGAGCCUUAUACGGUAACUAACAUUUCUGCUGAACAGUCUAAUCACAAAUUAUCUGAGCGUCAAAGCAAAGACUUGAAGAUUUGUGUUGAUCAAAUUUGCAUCCACACAGAUGAUUAUUUUCCUAUUAGCCUUUCAAGCUGGAAAUAUGGGAAUGCUUUGUACUGGAACUCUUUGACCAGUGAUAAGCAUAAGAUUGUUGCUCUGGAUUUUGCCGGUGUUGUGACUGAAAUUGGCAAAGGUGUUAAGAAAAUCCAAGUUGGUGAUCGAGUUGCCACAUGUUAUCCAAUAACAGCAACCUCUAAUGUCACUCUUCCAGAAAAUGUUUGCUACUUAGUCAAAAAAGCUCUAGUGAUAAAAAACGCUCCUUGCAUCUCAUUCUUUGUCUUAGCCUGGGAAAUUCUGCACAAUCAACUACCAAGUGCAAAAAAUAAGCCUAAACUUGCCAUUCUAACAUCUGAUAUAAAGUCAGUCUUAUGCAGAGUUUUGUCCAAGACAGCAAAACAGAGUGGAUGGGAAACUGUAAUAUCUGUUGGGAGUAGGGUGUUUGAUAAGCAGUGCACUUCAAUGGUUGUUCUUCCUACAGUAGGAGAUGUCUCUAGAGAGGUUCUUGAUGCAUUACCACUCCUCAAAGAUGUGGUUUUUCUAUCUGAUCAUAAAAAUGUUAAAAACUGGCAAAUUCUUAAUCUUAGCAGCAACCAAAAGAUUCAUGUCCAUUUGCUUGCUAUUUCUGACAUUUUCCAGAAGGCAUAUUUACAACAGCAUGCAAAAUAUCUGCAUAAGUGGCUUUAUUCCAUUACUUCAGAAAACGCCAUUAUUAUUCCAAAACAGUUGAUACAACCAUCAUGUAGUGAAUCUGACUUUUACAGUGGAGAAACCAGCUACUUUACUACCCAGUCCUUACCUGUAAUUGAGCUAGACAACAGUACUGUCUCAUUGAUACCAAUGUCAGCACCCAAUCCAAUGCUCUUCAAAAAUAACGCUGUUUACAUUGUCACAGGUGGUCUGACUGGUCUUGGAUUUGAAACUGUGAAAUUUAUUGGGAAUAAUGGUGGUGGCCACAUAGUAAUUCUAUCUAGAAGAAAACCAGCACCUGAAAUAGAACAACAGUUAACUAAAGUUCAGAAUCAUAAGCAAAGAACCAAGAUAAUCAGUGUACCAUGUGAUAUUUCCUGUUACCAAAGCAUAAAAAAAGCCAUUGAUUUCAUAAAAACAAUAUUUCCAAAUAUCCCGGUGAGAGGUGUCUUCCACAGUGCUGUUGUUUAUAAUGAUAAGAUUCUGCAGAAUCUAAACUUGUCCCUAUUUGAGAAAGUUCUUAGCCCAAAAGUCGAUGGAGUUGUGAAUCUUCACCUUGCAACAUUAAACAUGAAACUGGACUAUUUUGUUUGCUACUCCUCUACUAGUUCAUUUGUUGGAAAUUCUGGACAAGCAAAUUAUGCUGCUGCCAACUCCUUUCUUGAUAUAUUCUGCCAAUAUAGAAGGAAUAUGGGCCUCUGUGGCCAAUCGAUCAGUUGGGGUGGCCUCAAUCUUGGAGUAUUAAUCAAUCAGCCUUAUGUGCAUAAAAUCUUAGAAUCAAAAGGAAUACUUCUCUUGAGUACUGUUGAAAUUCACGAGCAUCUUAAGACAUGUCUUCAACUAAAUAAUUCAAGUCAAGCAAUUGUCAAAUUUAACUUUAAAACCAUGUAUGAAACCCAGAUGUCACAAAUUCCAGCACUGAAAAAGCGGUUCUACAGUGUGGUACUAGAAGAGAUGAAUAGUUGGGACCAAAUAUCCAAAGAAAACCAAUCUUCCAAUAGUAACAAUGAAACAUGUGAAGAUUACAUUUUGUUAGUAGUUACUGAACUCACAGGAGUCAGCCCAAACGACAUCACUAUGAGUACUCUUCUCAGUUCUCUGGGGAUUGACUCAAUGUUGGCUAUGACAUUACAAAGUCGUAUCCUUAAAGAGAAGAACAUGAGGAUACCCCUGCUAAAACUACUGGAUCCCAACACAACAAUCUCAAUGAUGGUAUCAGAGGUUAAAGAAACCACUGGUGAUAAAAAAGAGAUUGGUAGCGAGAUUAUAGAGGAAACUCUACUGUAA